CCCGCCUCCCUGUGGCGCGCUCCAUUUGAAAACGUGGAAGUUUAAAGUCGCCCCCACUUUUUGGGGAAAAUAUACAAGCCACAACUUCAGGCUUGAGAAAGCAUCCACUCAUUUCCACCUGAGCAUAAUUCGGCACCAUUACAAUUAUGAUAAAUGUAGCAGUAAGAAUUGAAACCAUAUUUUGCUUUCAUUCGCUGUCUUCGAUGAUGGCCGUACAAGCACCUACAAAAGUAAUCAUUUUAUUGAGUAAAGAUCACAUUUUGGUAUUAAACUCAAGCCGUAGUAAAGCAUAAAAUGUUGCAUUUAAAUAGAAGGUCAUAAACUAGUAUAAAAUAUCAAUAAAUAGUGCCGUAAAAAAGGUACUCCUAAAAUGAGAUUCGGAUCUGAGGUUGGUGAAGGCGAAUCUGUGCAUUCUCCCGAUGAAAGCACGACUCUACAUUUGUUAGGUGCGUGUGUGUUUCGUCACCUCGUGGCUGCUGUCAAGAGACAAAACAAAAAACCCCGCGAGGAGGUGAUGGCCUAGCGUCUGAUGAGGAUGAGGAUGUUACGCCUCCACACAGACACACGCACAUCCAUUGUCCUGCCUUUCAAAUGCACCUGCAUUAAAAAAUGGAUUAAAUGUCUUUUCAAAAAAUGACUUUGAGUGUCAAAUCGUAAGGCCGCAAACAUGUUCAAGUGGAGAGAGAAAGAUAUUGGAAAAAUGAGCAGAAACGGCAAAGACUGAUUUCUUCACUCACGCUGAAAGAGUGUUCGGUUGCCAUGGCCUCUGCUGCUCUGGAGCUGGUCGGCUUCUUCCUGGGCAUGGUGGGCCUUCUGGGCAGCCUGGUGUCCACGGUGCUCCCCUUCUGGGAGAAUACGGCGCACAUCGGCUCCAACAUCGUGACAGCUUCGGGCACCAUGAAGGGCCUGUGGAUGGAGUGCGUCCACCAGAGCACUGGGGCCUUAUACUGCGAGACGUACAACUCCAUCCUCGCUCUGUCCACUGACCUCCAGGCGUCCCGAGCCCUCAUGGUGAUCUCCCUGGUGUUGUCCACCCUGGGCCUGGUCAUUUCCGUCCUGGGUAUGCAGUGCACAGUCUGCCUGGAGGGCUCUGGGGAGUUCAAGAAACGUGUGGCAGGCAUGGGCGGUUGCUUCUUCCUCUCGGCUGGCUUUACGACUCUGGUGCCUGUCUCUUGGACCAUCAACAAGGUCAUCCAGAACUUUUACAGUCCCACCGUGCCUGCCACUCUCAAGUUCGAACUAGGCGAUUGUCUCUACUUGGGCAUAGUCUCGGCCCUGGUCUCCAUGUUGGGGGGCGGCAUGUUGGCCGUGUCCCUCUGCGAGGGGAAGGAAGGUGGAGGAAACCGGAGGAGACGUUAUACGGGCGGAGGGUACCCAUACCCAGUCGGCAGUGGUGGUGUACCCGUUGUACGAAACCCCACCGCCCUGCAAAUGGGAGGAAUCAGCGCAAACAGUGGAGGACAGACGAUUAUUCGAAGUGGCAGCGGGAGUUCUGGGGGGGUGCAUGUGAAACCUGUAGCAGCAGGGUACGACGUCACAGGAUACGUGUGA
Syngnathoides biaculeatus (alligator pipefish) is the source of this 1551-nucleotide messenger RNA. Its product is annotated as claudin-9-like. Gene Ontology annotation, molecular function: structural molecule activity. The transcript has 3 exons. Bases 760 to 1551 code for a protein of 263 amino acids. Gene Ontology annotation, cellular component: plasma membrane; bicellular tight junction. Gene Ontology annotation, biological process: bicellular tight junction assembly; cell adhesion. Lineage: Eukaryota; Metazoa; Chordata; Actinopteri; Syngnathiformes; Syngnathidae. The record is from RefSeq and is a predicted model, not a curated record.